AUGCCCGUACACGCAGUGUACGAUGAUUAUUCCUCGGACUCGGAUUACUCCGAGACCGAUGUCUCCCUCCAUCGACCGGGUGUCAGAACCCAUAUUCGCCAGCGCUCUAUCUCUCGCCACCGCCGCCCGGAAGUCACUCAGUUCCUAGCACCAACCCAGACCCGCAUAGUCCGGUCGGCCUCGACAAGCGGCCGACGCCGCGAGCCACUAGUACCACCAGCACCGCCAGCACCGCCAGCGGUGAUGAUUUUCAACGAGCAAGGGCUGCAGUCAGAGAGUCGCGCGGAGAACAAGCCCCAUUCUCGACGGGUGCACCAGAAAUUCAAGGACGAUCACACCCACAACCACAACCAGCGCAUCAGCCGCUUCGAUGAUGAAGACGAUGCGCCGGCCCUCCCAGCCCGCCGUGGGCGCCCCCGCGCCGUCAGCACCGCCGCCUCGCGUGAGCCCUCCCCCUUUCACCGUGACCACGAGCUGGCUAUGAGCCAGCAACUGUUGAGUCACAACGACAUCCGGCAGGAUAUGACCCAGCAAAUCAUGGAGCGCGAUAAUCUCCGGCAGGAUUUGGAUCUCUGGAAGCAUCAACAGGAGAUCGAACGGCUGCAGCGACAGCUGCAGAAGUCUCGUGAUCGCAGCUCGCAUGAGCGCCAGCAGCUUAUUGUGAAUCCACCGGCCGAUCCGCGUGAGUCUCGGCUGAUCAGGGAGGAGGCCGAACUUUAUGAGGAAGAACUUUCGGAGCGACUGCGUAAGCUGCAGCGGCUUGAGCGCAAACAACAAUCCGCGGAGGAGGAACGCAAGGCUGAGGAGCGCUAUCAGCUCAAGAAGUAUGCGGCGGACAAGAGAACUGCUGCUGAGAAAGAGGAGAUUAGACACAGACUGGAAGAGGAAAGGUUGAAGGAUCUUGCACGUAUGCAGGAUGAGAAAGGACAGAGGGAGAAGCUCAUGCGGGAGGAGAGGUGGAAGGAGAUUGCAAGGCAGAAGGAAGAAGAAGAGGAGAGGGAGAAGCUUAUGCGGGAGGAGAAAUGGAAGGAGCUUGCAAGGCAGAAGGAGGAGGAGGAGGAACAUGAAAAGCUCGUUAGGCAGAUUCGAGAGGAAGAUAUGCGAAAGGCGAGAGAGGUCGAGGAGAAGCGGAAGAAGGAGAUCGCUAUGAAGGCUGCCGCUGUUGAGGAGUGGAAGCUUGAACAAGAGCGGAUUAAGAAAAGACAGAUCGAGGAGGCGGCGCGGCAGGCGAAGGAGUUCCGUGACCGACUUCGCAGCAUUGGCUAUUCCGAAAAGGAGAUUGAUAAUAUCAUCAAUAAGGAUAAGAAGGAUGAGGAGAAGAAGAAGGAAGAGGAGAAGAAGAAGGCAGAAGAGAAGAAGAAGGAAGAGGAAAAGAAGAAGGCAGAAGAGAAGAAGAAGGAGGAGGAGAAGAGGCAGGAAGAGACCAAGCUCACAUGGAUUAGGGUCCAUCGCAAGCACUUGCUGCCAGAUACCUUGAUCGCCUACGGUCUUCCUUGGGCUUUUGACGAGAAUGACGGCAACUACAUCAUCAUCAAAAAGUGGAUAGACCACGACUUGCAAGAUCAGCUCUUCGCCCACACCCUACGCCUACGCAAGGGCAAUGUCAUCGCCGAGACAUCCCACUCGAGGACCGAACUGAGAGUCAACGACCACAAAAAGGACAGAAUGUUCCUGGUCCGGAAGAAGAGCCCUUCAGGUCGGGUGCGCAUUCUCACAUAA
Messenger RNA from Penicillium robsamsonii, 1719 nucleotides. RefSeq lists its product as uncharacterized. The transcript is spliced from 3 exons. Lineage: Eukaryota; Fungi; Ascomycota; Eurotiomycetes; Eurotiales; Aspergillaceae. The coding region runs from base 1 to 1719 and encodes 572 amino acids. The record is from RefSeq and is a predicted model, not a curated record.